Messenger RNA from Funneliformis caledonium, 168 nucleotides. NCBI's taxonomy places the organism in Eukaryota, Fungi, Glomeromycota, Glomeromycetes, Glomerales, Glomeraceae. The record is from the annotation of a GenBank genome assembly.
AUGUUACGAUGGAUUAAUGAGGAAGGAGGAUCAAUCGAUCCUUUUGCGCACAAAACUUCUAGCGAUGGUAUUGAAUUGUUACACGAAUCUGCAAUAUUAUUUCUACUUGAAAUAAAAAAUGAGAUCGCAACUGGGGUUGUCAUAUGUUCUGCGCUGGGCUCGAAGUAG